Pristis pectinata (smalltooth sawfish) is the source of this 1982-nucleotide messenger RNA. RefSeq names its product biogenesis of lysosomal organelles complex-1, subunit 3 (gene bloc1s3). The transcript has 2 exons. Lineage: Eukaryota; Metazoa; Chordata; Chondrichthyes; Rhinopristiformes; Pristidae. Gene Ontology annotation, cellular component: BLOC-1 complex. Bases 360 to 935 code for a protein of 191 amino acids. The record is from RefSeq and is a predicted model, not a curated record.
GGCGGUCAUUGGGUGCGGGCGCACGUUAAUCUGUAAACCCAUGGUGUCAGGUUCCCACUGUUCCCACCGCUGCCGGUUUACAGCAGCCGCGAGUGUCCGUCCCCCCCGCUCUCCAGUCCCGGCGACGGUUGGCGCCUUUUCGCGCCUUGCGCUGCCUGACGUUUGAACGCUACGCCGUGAUUGGCGGGCCGGCGGGCCAAUGGGGAAUACGUAUUCCAACGUGCGAUGAUGUAAUAUGCAGAUGAGUCAGCUGAUCUGUAGUUGUGACCUCACAAUACGGAAGUAACUGGAGCAGGAGAGGGUCAUUUGGUCCCCAACUCUGUUCUAUUCAAACUCUAUAAAUAAGGAGCACAUGCAACAUGGCCACCACACAGUUCCUGACCAUUGUUCAGGGGGAGGCCUCUGAAACAGACUCUGAGGAAGAACUCUACCUGACGUCCACAUCUCCAGCAUGCAUCUUGCAGGCAGGAGCGAAAGUGCCUGGAGAAGCCUCGGAAACUGAUGACGAGGAUACAGGCUGUGAGGAGGCAGCAGCAGCCCAAGACAUCCAGCAAGCCAUUCAGCACGAUCUCCCACCUCUGGUCGUGAUCCGUGACAAGCAGCCAGAAGUCCUGACUGCUGUGGAGGAGAAGCCGGCCGUGAAGAUUCGCCAUCAGGGACGGUACAGUAGUCUUCUGCAGCAGAAGCUGAGGGAGAGUAAUGUGCGUCUUAACCACAACGUGGAGCAUGCGGUCAAGCAGAUGUACGAGAAUGCCACCAAGGAGAUCCGCACUGCUACCAGUCACCUCAGCAAUUCCCAGAACGGGAUCAUUAAUGCAUCACACAGCAUCCGGUUAAUCUUGGACGAUUUGAAGUCAGUGACAGAAAAGAUGGACAUAAUCACAAGCUGCAACUUACUCCCUGACAUUCAGAUUCCUCCUCGUCAGCAAGUCUAGUGUAGGUCUGACCUAGUUUGCAGAGACCAGUAAAGUUUUAUUGCAGUUUCAAGGCUCCAGGCUAUCUCAGUAGUGGAGUGCUUCAGGCAAAUUGCAAGCUCUGACAGCUUGAAAACUUGAAUUAGUGCAUUUCAGCAAAGCAGACACACAGGGCAGAUUCUUUAAACUGAGCUCAGGAAUUCUGUUUGCGUUAUGUUGUGGCUUUUUACCUGUCACUGUAAUUAAUUAGACUUAUCACAGAGAAAGAAGUUAAGAAAUUUGCAAGUAUAGUGUGAAACUAAAUUCACCUGUGUUUUCCCUGAUAAUUUGAUAUGUUGAUACUCUCAAACCAAAGGGAGAAAAAAAUCUUCAAUACACUUCAACGUUGAGCUAUUCGCCUCUCGUAUGACACCCUUAAUUUAUUGACACUAGUUGUUCAUAAUAUUACUAAUUGUAUGCACUAUUUCACAAUUAUCUCAGUGUUUUACAGCUCAAAUUGCUCUGUCUUUAAGUUAUAUCCACCUCUGACGUGUUUAUUAACAGCUUAAAAGUUACUCUCCCUAUUACGUUUUGCUGAAGUAACAGAGACAGCCCUGUAAUGGGUUUAACUUUGCAUUUUGUGACUAGGUAAUGCUGAAUCCUGGACUAGUUUGCCACAAUGAAAAAGGCUAGGAUCUAACACUCACUAGGGCCUGACAUUAAUGAUAUCGUAUUGCAUGUGUAUUGUGAUUAUGCCAUGAAUUGGACUUAAUCUGCCUUAUAUAUGUUGAUAUAACGAUUCUGAAUGUACAGUAAAACAUUUUUACACUUUUCCUUUAGAUGGUUACUUUAUUUCAUAGAACGUGUUUGCAUUUGCAUUACUGGACUAAUAAUCCAGCAAUUUAGUCUAAUGCCCAGAGGUAAAAGCCAACCAGAGGUAAAAGCUAGGGAACUUAAAUUCAACUAACUAAAUAAGUGCAGAAUUAAGAUCUUAUUUUCAGUAAUGGAAAUCAUGAAGUUAACAGAUUUUCUUAAAAAUAAACACAAUUACUUCACUUGAUCUGAUCUAUGUGUGACUCCAGAUCCACA